CGGCGCUGCGCGACGAAAGAGCCGACUGACGACUCGCGCAGUCUACACGAAUUUCCUUCUGCACGGUUGAAAAUGGCGUCGAUCGCGGGCGUACGAGUCUUUGCGCGAAGCGCCGGUUUGCUCAGAAACACGACGAGCCGACUGGCUGUCCUGGCCCCGGCUACCUCGAGUCAGCUCAACCAGAGACUCGUCCACGCGAUCAGGCGAACGUCGGCGCCGAUCCUCGGCCAGGUCACUGCUAACUACGAGGCACGACGAUAUGACCACGUUAUCAGAGAAAAACCCUCGAUGAAAGAGAUUCAGGAUCGUGUUUUAAAAAGCUUAGCGGACCCAUGCGUCAAGCAGGUGCGCCAGUACAGUGAAAAACCACCGCUCACAUUGAAUUUUAUCCGUGACCGAGUCCUUUUGGUGCUUAAGCUUUAUGAUAAAAUAGAUGCUUCAAAGCUCACCGUAGACUCUCAUUUUAUAAACGACCUUGGUCUGGACUCCUUGGACCACGUUGAAGUCAUUAUGGCUAUGGAGGAUGAAUUUGGUUUCGAAAUACCAGAUAUGGAUGCCGAAAGACUUGUAACACCAGCUGCCAUAGCGCGUUAUGUUGCAGACAAAGAAGAUAUUUAUGAAUAAUACUGCUCUCAUUAAUUAUAAGAAAAUCUUAGUCAACGUCUCAUUGCUUAAGAAAAUCUUAUUGCAGUUUUAUUCUUAAAGAGGAUGAUCUGCAAAAGCAAGCACUUCAUUGCGACUUGUUUCUUUCCUGUAUAUAGACCAAGGUCAUUAUGUAUGAAUAAAAAUGUCACGAAUUGUUAGAUUAAAUGAGAUUUUUUUAAAACAUG
Molecule: messenger RNA, 830 nt
Organism: Nasonia vitripennis (jewel wasp)
Lineage: Eukaryota; Metazoa; Arthropoda; Insecta; Hymenoptera; Pteromalidae
Gene: ND-ACP
Product: NADH dehydrogenase (ubiquinone) 1, alpha/beta subcomplex, 1, 8kDa
Exons: 4
Coding region: 73-624 (183 amino acids)
Biological process (GO): fatty acid biosynthetic process
Cellular component (GO): mitochondrion
Molecular function (GO): acyl carrier activity; phosphopantetheine binding; acyl binding
Source: RefSeq, marked validated